Cajanus cajan (pigeon pea) is the source of this 999-nucleotide messenger RNA. The record is from RefSeq and is a predicted model, not a curated record. NCBI's taxonomy places the organism in Eukaryota, Viridiplantae, Streptophyta, Magnoliopsida, Fabales, Fabaceae.
UGUUGUGCUACUCACAAGCUUAGUUGUGAGAAAAGAGCACACUGACUGGAGGGUAACGGAAACACUUUAGACAUUUUCCCCUUAAACUUGGGCUUUCUUGAUCCCAGUACAGCUGGCAUCAAUGGCUUUAUCAUAUACAUACUUCAUAUUUGAUUUGGUCUUUUUUUCUAUUUUCUUUUUCAGUUUUAUUACUACAUGGCUGCUCAGUAUUCUAGUUGGCAAAUUAUUAAUUCAGCUACAGUUCUACAAAGCAAAAUGAUCUUUAUGAAGCCUUCUUUCACGUCAAGUUGAACUUAACGACUUUUUUGCAUUUUAUUUAUUCUGACUGUAUCUUGCACAUUGAGUUUAUAAUUAUCUGUCCUUUAUAUCAUUCAUUUUGUUACUGCAUUUUUUGUUAUCUUGGACUUGCUUUAUGCUUUGCAAUUGUCUACUUGUUUUGAUUUAAUUGUUGUGAAGGUGUCAAUGUGUACUUGAUCUGCUUGUGCUGUUCAUAUGUAUUUUUUCAGUAAAUUUGUAAUUUGUAACUUUACAUGAGUCAGAAUAAGUCUAAUUAUUGUAUAAAAGUUGAAUAAACCUAAUUAGUAAUUACAUAUUUUCUGAUGUUGUAGCCCCCUCUCUCCAAUAACUAAUGUGAUUCCUCUGUCUCUGGUGCUUCUCCUCUCUCUCAUAAAGGAAGCUUUUGAGGACUGGAAGCGUUUUCAAAAUGACAUGUCUGUAAACAAUAAUACAAUACAUGUUUUGCAAGAUCAAAAGUGGGUGUCUAUACCCUGGAAAAAGUUGCAAGUUGGUGAUGUUGUCAAGGUUGAGCAAGAUGGAUUCUUCCCUGCAGAUCUGCUUUUCCUGGCUAGUACGAAUGUAGAUGGUGUCUGCUACAUUGAGACUGCUAAUUUGGAUGGUGAAACCAAUUUGAAGAUUAGGAAAGCAUUGGAGAAGACUUGGGAUUACCUGACUCCAGAGAAGGCAUCUGAAUUUAAAGGUUUAAUUUUUUUUAUUGAUUGA